ACGAUACGAUACGAUACGAUACGCUUUUUCUUCGUUUUACUUAUCAAAAAUAAUAAUGCCCGACUAUUUCAACAGUGACGAAGUGAUAAAUGCGUUAUCAAACAUUCUCGUGCCAGAAGCGGCGAAUGAUAGUUACUUUUCAGCGCCUACAGAAUUGAUAACAGAAAAAAAAUGCGAUAUUCUAUAUGCUCCUCACGAUCCCUUGAUCGAUGACAAAUUCUUAACACGUGCAAUUCAUUAUUGUACACUCGUAUACAACCGUUACAACAGGCUUCCAAUUAUUUUGGUAUUUGGAGUUGCAAGUGUAACAUUGUCUUUACAGAGCAAGUCUGUCGAUAGUGAAUUCCCCUUUGCUAGACAGAUACCAAGCCUUGGAUGGGCUGAACACUGUUUGCUACUGACAUCAUCAACAUUACAGAUGAAUGAACAAGAAAUCACAUUGCAUCCUUUGCGAGCCAUCGGCUUUUUCCUCUGCUCUCAAUCUUUGUCAAUCAGUACUUUAGACUAUGAAAAGAAUGAUUCUUUUGUAAAAUUACUGUACUCAAUUGCGCAUGAUAAUCUUGACCAGUUAGUUGGAGAAGAAGCUGAAAAAUUGGAUGCUAUACGUGAUAUUUCUUUUAAAAUAUCAAAUAAAAAAUAUUAG
Molecule: messenger RNA, 643 nt
Organism: Cokeromyces recurvatus
Lineage: Eukaryota; Fungi; Mucoromycota; Mucoromycetes; Mucorales; Mucoraceae
Exons: 3
Coding region: 56-643 (195 amino acids)
Source: RefSeq, a predicted model, not a curated record